Pseudophryne corroboree (corroboree frog) is the source of this 4393-nucleotide messenger RNA. RefSeq names its product calcium homeostasis modulator 3 (gene CALHM3). The record is from RefSeq and is a predicted model, not a curated record. Gene Ontology annotation, cellular component: plasma membrane. Bases 1122 to 2525 code for a protein of 467 amino acids. The transcript has 15 exons. Gene Ontology annotation, molecular function: monoatomic cation channel activity. Lineage: Eukaryota; Metazoa; Chordata; Amphibia; Anura; Myobatrachidae.
GGUGCCUGCUGCCAGUGACUGUCAUACAGUGACAGACACAGCAGUGGCAGCAGCAGCAGCAGCAGGGGGGACAGGACGGCGCAGCAGGGAAGGGAUGCAGAGUAGGGGAAGCGCCUAUCCGUCCCAGCGCCUCCCUGCACUGCAUCCCUUCGCUGAGCGGGUAGCGCCGGGCCUGGGCCCAACACACUUGAAGCAGGUAUUUUUAUUUUUGGAUCCUCAUAGAAGAAAAGUAUGGAUCUAUAAGUGAAGUUUUACCUCUAUUUAGGUUGAUUUAACUAUUAGGGCCAUCUCUAAUUAAAGGAAGUGAUGUAUGUGGGCAAGUAGUUUAAAUAGCAGCUGCAGCAAUCACUGCUUCAUUCUGUGACUUCCACAUGCAGCUAAAGUUUCCCAGGAUCUACUCUGUGAGACCUAUUGAGGAAGCCACAUCAUUUAUACUUUUGAGAUUGUCAAACCAGCUAUUUAACUCUGGAGUUUUUACUGUAUGAGGGUCAAUACUUGAAUCAGAAAUAGUCUCUGUUUUUAAAAAGUGGACACCAUUUUUUAGGUAGUUUACAAAAAUGCCGAUAUUCGGUUGUCAGCACUCCUAAGAGACUAAAAUCAAUAAUUCCUCUAGGCGGUCCGAUAAGGAUUUACACCCAAAUUAGCUUUAAGGUAGUCCAUAUAAAACAUCACCACCUAAUUGAUUAUACUUCUUAGAAGGAACAUCUUUUAGGAGCCCGGAUAUAAGAGCUCCACUUAUUAAGUCCCGACAUAGAAAAACUUUGAAUAACCUUUUAUUUGAGGCUAUGAUCAUCUAUACAAAUCCAUCGAGAGCAAAUUAGCCCUUUUCCUAUACUCGUUACCCCUGAUGAAGUCGAUAAGAUGAAACGCGUUGGAUUUGUCAGUCAAAAGAUCACAACCUAGUUUGUGAAGAUACUCCCUGUCGAGCUCGUACCUUGCAAAAGAAACCACUCUCUGGAGAAGAGAAUAGCAGCGCAGGGACGGAGAGGAGACAGGUGGCCGCGAAGAAAGCCAGUUAACGCUGCGGGAGAGAGAGAAAAUUCAAGUAGCUCAGAUCUAUCCUUAAAGGUGAGUGAUCAAACCCGAAUUAAACCCCGAAUCUCUGCACUUGAGACGCCAACAUGGAGCGAGUUAUAAAAUACUUAAAAUCAGGCACAGAUGCCAAGAUGAACAUCAUUUGUGGACUUAUCAUUCUAACCAGCAUGGUAACUUACAAGGCAUAUGAAUUUAAGUGCCCAUGCUUACCAGGAUACAAUAAACUUUAUGGAUUAAUGAUCCUGAUUGCCCCACCCUUGAUCUUCUUCUUUGUUGGGAUUAUUGUCAGCCAGUACUGUGGUAUACUGACAAUAGAAUGCUCUCGACCUGAUGGCAACAGAGAGAAAAACAAGAAGGUUUUAAGACAGCUGUUUAUAGCAAUGAUUUCUAGAGCAUUGGCUGCACCGCUCUUGUGGAUCCUCGUGUGUUUGCUAGAUGGGAAGCUAUUUGUUUGUGCAUUCAGUGAGACAGUGGAUCCAGAGCAGUUUGGGGGCUUUGCAGACUACUCUAAGUAUGACACAGCAUAUCUACUGGCUCAAGUGCCCUGCAAGAACUUUGAGAUACUCCACAGAUCCUCCACCAGGAAAGCAAUAUCCAGAUUCCUUAAAUUUUUAUCACAGGGCAUUGGUUGCAUAUUAGUGGUGACGUUUAUUGUGCUUGCUGCUGUCGCACGAAUUGUAACCCCUUUUUUCAACAGGGUUGCAUCACUGCAACUACUCUACUGGAGCAGGCAAUCAGUCAUAAUGAUAGAUGAAUGGCAGAGACCCACCGGCAGAAGAAAGAAAGACCUGGCAAUUGUAAGGUAUAUGUGCACAUCAGUGCUCACGCGUGCUAUGGUUGCUCCAGUGGUCUGGAUUUUGACAACACUCCUGGAUGGAAAAUGUUUUGUCUGUGCAUUUAGUGGCUCUGUGGACCCAGACAAAUUCCCAGGCUUUGCAAACAACACUUCACCGGACAUGCAAUUCCUGCUUUACAAGGUACCUUGUAAGGAAGACGUCAUGAUCAGAAACAAUACCUCGAGGAAAGCCGUUUCCAGAUACCUGAAAUGCUGGUCACAGGCUUUAGGAUGGAGCAUCCUGCUGUGUCUCAUUGUCCUGGUGUUCCUUGCCCGUUCCCUCAAGCCUUGCUUUGACCAGACAGCUUUCCUACAGACCCGCUACUGGAGCAACUACAUUGACAUUGAGCAGAAGAUCUUUGACGAGACCUGUUGUGAGCAUGCACGGGACUUUGCCCACAAAUGCAUUCUCCAUUUCUUCCAGAGCAUGCACAAUGAGAUGAAGGUGGCUUGCUUCACUAAGAAGACAGAGGAGGAUGAGGAAGAUCACCUGCACGGGAUUACGGAUCAGGAGCAUGUCAACAAACUCUUAAAAUCUUGGUACCAAAGCAAACCCCCGCUUUCAGUCAAUCACCCAACUCAGCGGCAACAUGUUAAAGGAAAAAGCAAUGGCUGCUGCUUUGAAAAUCAUAGUGACAAACAAACAGAUGUGUGAAUGCAAUGCUUAAUCCAAAACAAGCUACAGACACAUUGGGCCUAAUUCAUACUUAUACGCAAUGCCGAUGUUUUUGCAAUGGAGCAAUUUAUCAGCAGACUGCACAUGUGCUACGAUUGCACUGUGCAUACACCAAAGUACUUUUACAAUCGCGCUCGCAUUGAUAGUCUGUACACAGAUUGAUUGACAGGAAGGGACCAUUUGGGGGAGUUAAUGUGGGAGUGGUGACAACAACGCAGGCGUGUCAUGGCCGUUUUUUUAGGUAUUUGCCUUCAGCUGCGAUCAUAUAUGUGGAGAAACAUGGCACCAGCAUCGUUACUGCCGUGACCAGUCUGUGUAGCCAUAGUUCAACCCUAGGAAUUGAUGUCCAUUGUUAUUUUAUUAUUACGUCGGUGUUGCGUAUGAGUAUGCAAUUGCGGAGGACUUUGUGAUGGCUCUGGUGAUCUUCUUUCAUGGGUGUCAGCUUCACUUGCGAUGAUUAGCAGUUUCGUGAACUGGAAAAAAUGCAGCUGCAUAGGCAUUUACUAACAACCAUGAAUUAGGCCCAUUGUAUAUUUUUUGUUUUUCCUAGAUUCUUUAUGCCUCCAUAAUAUUACUUACCAGCACAUUACAUGGCUCCUUUUCACAGUGAUUCUGUUUAUAAGCCAUGUACAGAUGUGUCCACAUACAUUUAGCCUCCUGGUACGUUAAAUUACCCUUCUAGUCAUGUCAUGCUGUGGUGUAACUUGGUAGUGCCGAGCGUCUUUUUGUGCGACUUUUUUCCAUUAAAAUACAUCUUAUUUGCAUCAUUAUGAAAGUAGGAUGCACAAGCAGCCUAUGCUGACUAAAAUGAUAUGUGGCAUGCCUAUAUUCUAUGUGCAACCGCUGCUGUAUUUGCAUAUGAAUUGGUAUGCUACAGAGUUUUCCUAGUAAACCCAGUAAUGUAGCAUUUCAUAUGCAGCUACAGCUGCAGACACACACACACACACACACACACACACACACACAGAAUUUAGUGUGGCAUGGAAAGCAUAGUUCUACAUGGAGUUAAUGUGGAACAUCAGGAUUUCCCAGGUUUAGAAGAGCAGGACAGAAGGGUUCACUGCAGGUUUUACCUCAAUCAGUUGUCAGCCAGAAACUACUGUAGGCUAAUUAAUUAACAGCACCUGUAAUCUGCCUUUUUGUAUGUGUUUAGUGCACAGAGAUAUGGGGGUCAUUCAGACCUGAUCGCACACAAGCUUUUUUUGCAGCAGUGUAAUCGGGUCUGAAAUGCGCAUGCGUAUGCUCCGCAAUGCACAGGCGCAUUGGCUGCCUGCGACGGGGAUUGCCGGACAGCAACGGAUUUAACGAAGAAAUCGAUCGCACCAACAUUUGCAAGAAGAUUUACAGGAAGAGGCCAGCUGUGGGUGUCAACUGACCGUUUUUAAGGAGUGACCGGGAGAAUGCAGGCGUGUCCACAACCAUUUUAAGGGAGGGUUCCUGACGUCAGCUCCAGGCCGGAUCAUCGCAGCGACUGAGUAAGUCCUGAACUGUGCAGAGACUGCACAAACUUUUGUUUGUGUAGCUCUCUGCACAAGCAAUCGCACCCCUGCACAACGAUUACGCCCUCCCCCUGUAGGCGGCAACUACCUGAUCGCAGCACUGCAAAAAACCACCUGCGUGCGAUCAGGUCUAAAUCACCCCCUUUGCUCCUUAUGGCAGUUAGUGCCCAGGCGAUAGGUGGGAGUGUAGGGUUACGUUAGGAGCCAUUUUGAUCAUGCACUGUUUGUGACUACGAACAUUUGGACUGUCACCUGCUGUGUUGAGAACUGCCUGUAAACCUGACUUACAAUUCCUGCAUAUGAAGCUGUAUCCUGCCUGAGGUGGAAAUAAAAGUGUUUUGGAUCUUA